AUGUCAGCAAUUGCAUUUAUUUUGCGCUUAGAUUUAUGCAUUUUAAUUUAUUGGCAUUAAAUAAAAUGAUUGUCCGAUAGCAAGUUUACUGUGCGAAUUCUCCUGUGUUUUAAUGAAUUAAUUUGCAUUUGUAGCCUAGUAAUUAAUAAUGCAAAAAGAACUAAAUUAGUCGUCCGUGUUGUUUCAGUGUGUAAACAAGUGUUUCACGUUUUUAUUUUAAUAAUCAUUUUCCAUGUUUUGGGAUCAUGUUUACCGUAGUAGACAUAUCAUGCAGGAGUUUGAAGACAUAGAGGUACACAAAACGAGUGUAUCAGUGUUUGUGGCCCUAUUUUAUUUAGAAAUGCUUUAUAUUUUAAUCAUGACGCUGUCUAUUUUAAAUAGAUUGAAUCAAAACUUACCGUCGUAGACGUAUAUUUGCAGUAGCUUUUAAUCCACAAUAAACCAAAAUGAUCCGAAGUCAGAAUGUGGCAGACAGGCUAUACCUCUCGCAGGGUGAUGAAACCAUUUUCAUAGACAACUGUAAGAUACCACAGCAUCAUAUUGAAGGCAUACGCUUCCUUUUCAAACAGUUUAAACGGAGAAAAAGUGGCGUGAUCAUCAAUGACCCGUUCAGCUUCGGCAGGAACAUACAGAUCAUUUUGUUCCUGAAGGCGGUUCGCUCAAUGCUGGAUAAGCCAGUGCUCAUACUGUGUCAGGAGGGCGAUGAACAAGACUGGAUGGAUAGGUUCUACACGUGGUCUGAUAUUUAUGAUGAAGUGGUCCUAGAAACAAAAAACCCUAUGAUCAAGAACCAUGUGAUAAUCAACACAAUGAUGAACUUACACCUGUUCUGUGGCCGCGAGUGGAGCAUAGUCAUAGUGGACGGAGACAGAGUCAACUCCCUCAACCCAGUGCUGAAGCUGCCGUUCAGAGCUGACUAUAAGAUCUGGAAUACUGCUAUUUGUAUGAAAGAUAACUUGGAUAAGUUUACAGACAUAUUCAAAUGGAUAUUCCCCCACGAGACAUUUAAUAAGAAAUAUUUCAUCGCCGACCCCGACAAUCCAGUUGAUGUCAUUGAGAAGUCUAUACUUUUGGACUCGUUCCUAGAGGAUAUCGUUAUAAGGAGAGAUGACUUAAAUUCUUCGUUUGAGAAAUACCAAAGAGAUAAAGGACUGGUAGUGGCUCCUCCAAAGCCUGAGGUUACAAUAUUCCCCGUGAACCCCAUCAGCAAAGCCACAAACACCGCGACUACCAGUAGCGCCCCCUUCCCAACAGUCUCCAGGAAAAACAAGGAUGCCACCGGAACCAAAAUCAAGCGAUCAAAGAAAACCACCAACCCAGAUACCAGUCUUAUUCCUGAAGCUCAGCAGCCCAGCCCAGCUCAGCAGCUCAGCUCACCUCAGCAGCUCAGUUCGCCUCAGCAGCUCAGCUCACCUCAGCUCAACUGUCCACCCCCUGUAGUUACACAUCCAGAGAAUGACACAACAAAAGUUAACGAAAUGUUCGACAGCAACGAAGACUUCAGUAUCGAAAACUACAAAAGAAAAUACAGCAAAGAUAAUAAAGACCCACCACCUAUUGAAGUAAUAGAGAUAGACAACAUGAGCAGUCAGAGUGAAAUGAAAUUGUACUUCGAACCUGAUUCACAACCAAAGUGCACGCAGAAGCUAGAGGAAAUGGAUACCCUUGUGUUUGGUCACGACACCUUCAUUAGUAAAGUAACAGAUAUAUGCAAGAGUAUGACCUCAGAUAAGAAAGACACAGAACCUCAUACAAUUCUGACAUGCAAACCCAUCGGCGAACCGUCUUCCUGCAAACAAACAGACAAAUGUACAAGUACUUCCAGAAAUCCUUAUGAAGGUAAAACAGAAAGUACAGAGAGAGAGAAAAAGAAUGAUAAACAAGUUAUAACACACUUUAAACCAAAAUCACCUACGCUCGCUAGUAUUGAUAACACUAAUAAAAUGAAUCUCGAUGAACUGAAAAGAGAAGCUGAACUGAAUGCCAUGAGACAGAAAAUGACAAAUGUAACUAUUACCAGUGUAAAUAAGAAUCAAGUAAAAAUCAAACCGAAUGAAGUAAAUAAAGUUUGUGGAACCGCUACAAAAGUGUCAGGACAAGUCGCAAAUAGUCUUAAACGUAAUAACAUUGAAGAUAAAAUGAAAGAAUGUGAAGAGAAAGUGUCGAAGAAAUUCAAAGGCUCCCUCUUAGAUAGUCUGUUUUAAAUGUGUGUGAGACUACGAUAAGUUUGUGUUAGGCCGUAACAAUAAAUGUUUUUAAGAAUCCGUAUUUAUCAAUCA
Helicoverpa zea (corn earworm) is the source of this 2279-nucleotide messenger RNA. RefSeq lists its product as uncharacterized. The record is from RefSeq and is a predicted model, not a curated record. The transcript has 6 exons. Bases 447 to 2204 code for a protein of 585 amino acids. NCBI's taxonomy places the organism in Eukaryota, Metazoa, Arthropoda, Insecta, Lepidoptera, Noctuidae.